AUGUCGCGCCUACGUCGCCCGGUAUGCGAUCCCGAACUGGAUGGCGAUGAACAAAAGCCCGAGUGUUCGCAAUGUCGCAAAGGUGGCCGUGAGUGUCGCCCGAGUGAGGGAAUCAUCUUUCGUCAUCAACAGAAUGCGUCAAUGAAUACAAAUGCCGCCGCUCAGGAAGGACGUGGGGAUCUCAAAGGCUUUUUCUCGUAUAAGGACUCCUUCGACAAGGAUAGCGUCUGGCUGGAUAUUCCUAAACACGUCAUCUUUGUUGACAACUCCGACCCAUACGCAACCGACCUCGAAACCUCCCUUGCCGAAUCGAGUGCCUUGGCGUUGGCGCAAUCACGGAAUCAGAGAUGGGGGAGCGGCUCACGAGCCAGCGAUGCGGAUUCACACGGGUUGGAGGCUCUCUCGGCAGUCGCUAGCCAUGAGCGAUUCCCUUAUUCGCCUCACUCCGUGCCGGACAGCAUAUCAUAUCCAUCUCCGAACCGAUCGCGAAGCAGCGCGAUGCCCCCUCCGACGUCCCCACCCUUGUCGCUCUCGAGUAACAAUAACGCAAACACAAACAUCAACUUCCUUUUAAACCCCGCCAACUCAUUGUCUCCUCCUGUUGAUCCACUCGGACAUAUUGCCGGACAACGGAGCGCCUCCCUCCCUUCCCGGCCUGCCAUAGCCGCGACCCACAGAGCAGUCGAAAUUCGUGUAGAUGGGGAUGCGGAGACGGAUUUCGAGAUAGCCUUCUUGAUGCGACAUUAUUCAGAGGGCCCGGGAUUAUGGAUGGACUUGUUCGAUCUGGGGACGUACUUCGCUUCGUAUGUACCAGUACGAGCAAGAUCAAACCCUCUUCUCAAAUACGCCGCCUGUGCAUAUGCAGCGAAACAAUUGGGCCGGGUAAAAGGCGCCAAAGCAAAAAUGGGCGGGGUUUGUUCACGUCAAGCAAUCAUGGAGACGUGGCCAGACAAAGAUAAAGAUUUUAUCUGGCAUGGGGCCAAGUAUUAUGAAAAGGCUAUUCAGCUUCUGAUGAAGCAGCUCCAGCCUGAUGCCGAGAGUUCACCAUCUCUAGGUGGAACGGAAAGUCAUGAAGAUGUAGAUAACCCGCGAAAACGCCGACGCAUGUCUGAUAGUCGGGGCUCGCAUGGUGUUUACUCCGAUGAAGUGCUUGCCGCGACGGCUAUCCUGUCGGUAUAUGAAUUCCUCGAUGCAACUGACCCCGCAUGGAAUCGUCAUUUGAGCGGCGUGAAGUCUUUGCUUGACAUGGCCGAAGUUGGCAUCAUGCCUCCAGGUCAUCGUCCGUCAAGUGGGGAUAAUCGUUUUGCGCAGAUGAAGAAGUCGGGUCUCUCCAAAGCUCGUCGGGCAACCUUUUGGAACUUUGCGCGACAGGAUUAUCUGGCAGCUUUCAUCAACGAGUGCCAUACACGGCUUAACACAGAUGACAUCUUCCUUUGGACGGAAGCAGGCCUGCAAAUCGACCACAGAGGUUUCCUCCUUCCUAGUAAUAAUGACGCAGCAGGAUAUCCCGAAGGCGACGAUGUGAUGAAAGAAGAUAUGAUCUGCAAUGGUCUUGUAUGGAUUUUGUCCAAGAUCGUCAACCACAUCAGUUCCGGGGAUAACAUAAUGAAUGAUGCCCGGUCCGACGGUGGGCCGCUCGGAGUCUCACAGCAGUUUCUCUUGGAACGGUGGAUGCGACUCGAGUCGGAGCUCGAUGCAUGGUACGGUGGACUCCCAGACACAUUUCAACCCUGUGCGCGGAUUGAGCCAUCCAAGAUUGAACAUUAUAAGCCGGCCGAAGAAGCAGCCGACCUUGAAACUUUGCAAGAGGUCUGGCAUAGUUUGCCCAUGUGUGCGUCGAUCAUGCAACAUUACCACAUGGCGCGCAUACUGCUCUUAAUCAACAAGCCGCAUGAAUCAACGGGUCGUCGGAACACCAUCGCCCUGCGGCUGCAGUCAUACCGGUCAAUUGAGGCCGAAAUUGGGUUCCAUAGCCGAGAGAUCCUGGGCAUUGCCCUCUCCCGACCCGAUGGGAGCGUAAGAAUCAAUUCGCUGCAGCCACUCUUUGUUAGUGGUCAAUGUGUGACCGAUGCGCGCGAGCGUCGUGUUGCGAUUCGCAUGUUACGCGCCAUCGAGUCAGACCUUGGCUGGGCCACCGAGUAUCGCGUCCAGCAACUCUUGAAAGAAUGGGGAUGGACUGAGAACUCUCUGGGAACAGGCGGAUGA
This is a messenger RNA of Penicillium waksmanii, 2205 nucleotides long. RefSeq lists its product as uncharacterized. Bases 1 to 2205 code for a protein of 734 amino acids. Gene Ontology annotation, molecular function: DNA-binding transcription factor activity; transcription cis-regulatory region binding. Gene Ontology annotation, biological process: positive regulation of transcription by RNA polymerase II. The record is from RefSeq and is a predicted model, not a curated record. The transcript has 5 exons. Lineage: Eukaryota; Fungi; Ascomycota; Eurotiomycetes; Eurotiales; Aspergillaceae. Gene Ontology annotation, cellular component: nucleus.